Molecule: messenger RNA, 15340 nt
Organism: Lethenteron reissneri (Far Eastern brook lamprey)
Lineage: Eukaryota; Metazoa; Chordata; Hyperoartia; Petromyzontiformes; Petromyzontidae
Product: collagen alpha-1(XIV) chain-like
Cellular component (GO): interstitial matrix
Molecular function (GO): protein binding
Source: RefSeq, a predicted model, not a curated record
CACACAUGCCCACGUACGUGAACAGUGUAUGGACAACACUGGCAUACGAACACGCGGACACAUGGAUGCACAAACACAUGCACACACUCAUGCGCGGACAAACACGUGAACACGUGAUUCAACAUGCGAACCCGUGCAAACAUUCACAAAUGGACACACGCGCACACACACUUCAACACGCACACACACUUCAACACGCGAACACACGCGCGCGGGCACAUGAACACACGCGUUCAUUACCCAUUGGCCGUCACGCUGCCAUGAGCCGCAGGCGUCGGGCCCCGGCCACCCAGGGGCAACUCGACUCCCUCAGCAGUCACGUGGGUGGCGCCCGGAGGUUUCAAUGGUUGGUGGAAGUUCACGCGGCUGCUGCCCACUGCUUUCGUUGAGGGUGGUGCUCUUUGUGCUUUAUUAAAAGUUUACACUCCACUUGGGCUCUCAACGCCACGAGACGGCGAGAGGUUACAGCUGCCAGCAGCGAGCAGUGAACUGCCCUGCGUGAGAACAUUUCUCCAGAAGAUGAUAAUGAGGUUCAUGGGCUCCUGGGACAGACGCGUCACUCAGCCUCUUCCUUCACAUGAGAGGCACCAACAAGCUCGCGUGGGUCGUGUCACGCGUUAUUGUAGUCGACUUAAAUCCAAGGAACAAAAGCAAAAUGAGCACAAUCGCAGUUGCUGAGCACAGGUCCAGUGGCCACAGAACGCCUCGCGGCAAGCAACAAAUAGCACCAUUGAGGUUGAAAUAUAUAUAUAAAUAAAGACCUUCAUCUGUAAACCUCUAGGGUAUUUCCCGACAAGGUAGAAAGCUGAAAUUUGUUACGUAGGUAGAUUUUAGGAUAGAAACAACAGGAGAAAUCUAAACAUCCUAGAUUUUUCAUUUUAAGGCCCCCAAAUAUCGAUUUUAAGUGCCCCAUGAGCAUGUUUGUGCCUGGUGUCAUUCGGACACCGUUCAAAAUAUAAGAUUGAGUGUUUUUGUUUGAGAGAGCAUGAAACAUCAAAUCACAUUUAAGCGAGAACCAUUGUUCUAUCUUUUAUUGUUUGAGAUGUUUCGGAUUCAAGCGGUUUUGAACAAAAAAAAACGCAUUUUAUGAUAUUCAAAUCUGAAUAAUUAGAAAAUGGUAAAAAGUAGAGAAGCUUUCCCUCAGGGUAUUAAGUUCAUACAUUUUUUAGAUUUCUAAUAAAAAAGAACAGAAUCUUUAAAUCUAGCAGUUUCUGAUGGGUAUUUUUUAAAUAUAAGAAGUUUAAUCAAGUCGUCAACAAUCUUUGCGUUUUUUUUGCGGAAAUGUUUUUAAGUAGUUGUUCACGUCUGAUCGUAGAUACAAAUUUUAUAAAUCAUAUCAGGUCAAUUAUUAUAUUUGUUGAAAACAUUUGCCGAGCAAAGAAAGCCUUUAUGAACUAGUUGAAUAAUAAGAGUGAUCACACUUCUUGAAUUGAGCAAGGCUUUACACAGCUUGUAAGGAGAGACGGCGGUGAGGACAUUCCAGAGUCACUUAGAAUCAAUAGAUGCGGUCGCUUGCAGGCCUCCCAUCGUCACGUUUAGUUUCCUGCCGCAGUCAAACAAGAACCAAGGCGUAAAGCGUUCCCCUCACCCCAAGACGAUUCCCCUCUAACUUUUAUUUUCUACGCUUUUGAGUUGAAUAUUUAACAGAACAUUGAUGCGUUUUUAAUCGCCCGCCGUGGAAUAUAAAACAACAACCACCCACACAGCACGGAGUCCGAGCCAGGCACCGACUCUGCCAGGGGAUCGUUGGUUGAUGGAGAUCCAGCCACGAGUCUGGCUCCGCUUGCCGUGACUCACGCGUAAUCCGCGAGGCUGCAUCCACUGAGCCGAACCAACCGCACUGGCGUCGCCAAGAUGGCAGCUGGCAAGCUCGAACUGCAGAUGGGCCACACGGGUGCAGAUCGACGACUGGUGGAUAGAUAAAUGGAUGGACAGGAUUAGAUAGACGGAUGGACAGACAGGAAAGAUGGACACGAUAUUUCCCAGUCAUAGCAAUAAUGGCCACACCUUGUGAGCCGAGUAAAACUGAUUCAAUUCUUCACUCAGAGAGGCCUCGUGCUGGGUGGGUAGCAAUACCUCGUGCUGGGUGCGUUAUGGCCCGGCCGGAGAGAAUGGGCUGUGCCCACAAGCGGAACUCUCAGCCCGGCAAGACGCCGCCAGGCGAAGAUGCCAAUAGACGGAACACUCGCAGGACACAACCACGGUGAAGUGACAUUCCCCACGGCCGAGAACGGAGGCUGCCCGGAGCGAACUGAGAGACGGAGCCACGCGCCACAUUCGUGGAGUCAGGGAGAUGGGACGUUGGGUGCAGUGGCCGCGACUCCAGCGGCCGCCCGGCGCUGCCUGGUGCCGCGUGCUGCUCACGAGGGGGCAGGGGGCGUCGCGUGCGCUUCACGGGGCGGGGGUCGCGCUGCGUAUAAAUCCAUGGAUCCACGAUGGUCUGGACCCGAGCGCCACGAGGGGGAGGCGAUGCCGGAAGAGAAGAGGCGGAGCCGAGUGAUGCCUUGAGCCACGCCGAGUCGGGCGACUCGCGCAGAGGAGGACACCUCGGAGUGACAAAGCUGCUGCUGCUGCUCAAGUUGCGGUGCCGGCGCCGGCCAACAUGCAAGUCAGCGUGCUGUCCGAGAGCAGCGUCAAGGUGUCGUGGAAACCAGCGCGUGGGCGGUUCAAGGGGUACCGCCUCAUUGUGCUGCCCAGCUCGGGCGAGGGCUCCCCACAGGAGAUGACGCUGGCACGCGACGCCACGGGGGCGGUGGUGCGCGAACUGGAGGCCGGCGUUGAGUACAUGGUCAGCGUGGCCGCGUAUGGUCCUCACGGGGAGAGCACGCCGCUCGUCAAGCAGAUCGUCAUUGAAACAACAUCAGCCUCUCUGGCAGAGGCGCCGAAAAUUCAGAAGGAAAAAGAAGAGAGCAGCAGCCCCACGCACAUCAGAGGCUGCCCGCCGGACGUGCCCGCGGAGCUAGUGUUCGUGGUGGACGGCUCGCAGGGUGUGAGCCGCGCCAGCUUCCAGCGCGUCAAGGCGUUCGUGUCGGCACUCGUCUCUGCCUUCACCUUGGGGCCGGACCGUGCGCGCGUCGCCCUUGUGCAAUUCUCGGGCGACGCGCGCCUCGAGUUUGCGCUGCACCGCUACCGCAGCAAGGCGGAGAUCUACAAGGCCCUGCGCGCCGUCACACUCAAGGGUGGCAGCGCUACCAACACGGGCGAGGCGCUGCGCUUCACCCUGGCCUCGGUGCUCACGGCGGCAUCGGCGGAGGGCGGCGGUGCGCGGCGCCGCGUGCCGCAGCUCGCCGUGCUCAUCACCGAUGGCCCGGCCGACGACGGCGCCGACGUCGCCGAGCACGCACAGGAGCUGCGCGACGCCGGCGUCGAGCUUUUCGCCAUCGGCGUGGCCCAAGCGAACAAGAACGAGCUGCGUCUGGUGGCGUCGCCGCCGCUCUCCACGCACGUCUUCUCCGUGCGGGGGUUCGAGCAGCUCGAGUCGUCUCAGGGCGUCGUCAUCGGCCAGAUGUGUGCCGGCGUGGAGGCGCAGCAAGCGCGCAUCGAGGAAGAGACCAGCCAAAUCCUACCUCCCCAGAACCUGCGCACGCUGGAACGGACGGGCGACUCGAUCCGCCUGGGCUGGGACGCGCCGGGCCCCGAGGUGUCGAGCUACCGUGUGUUCUACCAGCCUGUGGGCGACGACGAGGGCACCGCGCGGCGCGAGGCGACAGCGCCCGGGGGCGCCACGCACGUGCAGCUGUCGCGCCUGCAGCCCGACACCGAGUACCAGGUCAGCAUCUAUGCCGUGUCGGGCCAGCGCUCCAGCGAGCCGCUCGUCGUCACCGAGAGCACCACCGAGGACCACGGACGAGGGGAGCUGACCCCGCCAGGCGACGUGGUGCUGACGGAGGCGUCAUCACGCAGCCUGCGAGUGUCCUGGUCGCCCGCGCGCUCCUCUGUGCGGCACUACCGCAUCGAGUACCGGAGCCUGGUGCCCGGAGAUGACAGCGACGAAGACGAGGAGGAUGAUGAGGACCGGGAGCGGCCGAGCCUGCAGGAGGCCGAGGUGGAUGCGGCAGUGACGAUGCUGGCGCUGAGCGACCUGCAGCCUGAGACGCGCUACCGCGUGCACGUCGUCGCCGUGUACGACGGGGGCGAGGCUGUGUCAGGGGCCGUUGAGGAGACCACGCUCGAUGAGCGGGGCUCCCCGAGCGGCCUGGAGGUGGAGGAGCGCUUGUCGGACAGCGUGCUCGUGCGCUGGCUCCCCUCGCCGGGCCGCGUGCUCUCCUACCGCGUGCGCUACGCGCCGCUGGAGGGAGGCGCGGGGGCGGCGGAGGGCACGGGUGGGGAGCGUGCGGUGAGCGGCGAGCUCGUCGGCGCGCGGCUCGAGGGCCUGGCGCCCGGCACGCGCUACCGCGUCACGGUGAUCGCCGAGUACGCGACCGGGCUCAGCGACCCACUCGUCGCCGACGUGGAGACGCUGGGCGAGACGGGCGGCGUGACGGAGCUGCGAGUGCUGGAGACCACAUGGGGCAGCCUGCGCCUCACCUGGAGCCCUGCGCCGGGCCCAGUAGCCCGCUAUAACCUGCGGUACUCGGCACCGACGGCGGAGACGGAGACCGCGGGGGGGGAGGAGGCCGGCAGCGGGCUCUGGGACGUGGGCGCGGGGCCCGGGCUGGGCGAGCAGCAGGCCAUCCUGCGGCCCGAUGCCACGGGAGCUUGGAUACGAGGCUUGAGGCCGGAAACGACGUACGCCAUCUCCGUGAUGGCGGAAUAUGCGUCGGGAGAGGGCGAGAGGGCCUCCGUGGAGGGCACCACGCUGCCAGAGAUGGGGCCGGUGUCACUCCUGGAGGCCUCGGACGUGGCGGCAGACUCCGCAACGGUGUCGUGGGCACCAGCGCCGGGCCACGUCGAGGCGUACAGCAUUGAGUUCCGCUCGGCCGCCGGGGACGAGCACGGCGCUCGUGACGCGGUGGCGCGGGCGACAUCCGGCGCGCUCGACGGCCUCACGCCCGGCACGGCAUACCAGGCCGUCGUUACGCCCGUGUACGCCGACGACGAGCGGGGCCCUCCCGCCUCCGUCAACUUCACGACCGAAGAUUCGGCAGAGGCACGCGCGCUCCGCUUCUCGCACAUCACCCCGGCGAGCGCGCGCGUGCUCUGGAGCGCUGCCCGCGGCGCCGUUACGCAGUACCGUUUAUCGUUCCGUGCCGCCAGCGGGCCCGGCAAGGCGGUGGUGCUCAAGGUGCCCGGCGAUGCCACGACCAUCCCGCUGCGUCGCCUGCGGCAGAACACCAACUAUGACGUGCUGGUGUACCCCGUGUACCGCUCCGGGGAGGGCCAGCCCAUCAAGGGCCGCUUCUCCACCGUGCCUACGGUCAAGUUCCGACCCCCGCGCGACCUCCGCGUGACGGAUGCAUGGGCGAGCAGCCUGCGUGCGUCGUGGCGCCCGGCGCCAGGGCCCGUGGUGGCGUACCGCGUGGCCUACGCUGCCGAAGACGAGGACGCGGCCUUGCCUCGUGAGGUGAUCGUCGGGCCGCACGACUCUACGGCCGUUAUCGAUGACCUCCGGCCUGACACGGCGUACGUGCUGAGCGUGCACGCCAUCUUUGCCGAUGGGGAGAGCCUGGGCCUCGAGGGGAAGGCCUCGACUGGCGACAUGGAGCCGGAGCCACCGACUAUGGAGCCGGAGCCCUCAGGCGGGCGCUUUGCGUGCUCGGCGCCACACGCUGACAUUGUGCUGCUGCUGGACGGCUCGUGGAGCAUCGGGCGCCACAACUUCCGCCUCGUGCGCCAGUUCCUCGAGGCGCUCGUGCACGCCUUCGACGUGGGCGCCGGCCGCACGCGCGUCGGCCUGGUGCAGUACAGCGGGGACCCACGCACCGAGUGGAACCUCAACUCGUACCCCACCAAGGGGGCCGUGGUGCAGGCCAUCAGGGGCCUGCCCUACAAAGGGGGCAACACCCUCACCGGCCUGGCGCUCUCCUACAUCCUCCAAAACAGCUUCACGGUGAAGGCGGGAGCACGGCCCGGCAUCCCCAAGAUCGGGAUCCUGGUGACGGACGGCAAGUCCCAGGACGGUGUGAAGGGGCCCGCGCGCAGCCUCAAGGACGCUGGCGUCGAGCUCUUCGCUAUCGGCGUGAAGGAAGCGGACGAGGCGGAGCUGAAGGAGAUCGCGUCGGAGCCGGACGAGAUGCACGUGCAUAACGUGGCCGACUUCGCAGCCAUGAGCUCCAUCGUGGGCAGCCUCACCAAGACGGUGUGCGCGCGCGUCAGCGAGCAGGAGCGGGAGAUCGUCGCUGCGGCGAGCAUUGCCGAUGCCGGCCCCCAGGCCCCGCGUGACCUCGUGACCUCGGAGAUCACGACCACGAGCUUCCGCGUGUCCUGGACACGCGCACCGGGCCGCGUGCUCAUGUACCGCGUCGUCUUCUACCCCACCAAGGGCGGCCAGCCUGACGAGGUGGUGGUGGACGGCUCAGCCAACUCGGCCGUCUUGCAGAACCUCCUGACGGCCUCCGAGUACCAGGUGGCCGUGUUCGGCGUCUACGCCAGCGCGGCAAGCGAGGCCCUCCGUGGCUCUGAGUCCACCCUGGACCUGCCCCCUAUUCGGGACCUGCGGAUCUUUGACGUAACGCACAGCAGCAUGCGCGUCGCGUGGGAGGCGUCCCCGGGUGCUACAGGUUACCUGCUGCUCUACUCGGCCAACGCGGGCGGAGAGGAGGGUGAUGCCAAGGAGCAAAAAGUGGGAGCGGGGUUCACGGAGAUCGAGCUGAGCCGACUGACGCCGAGCACGGAGUACACGGUGACGCUGUACGCCAUGUACGGCGAGGAGGCGAGCGACCCGCUCACUGGCCAGGAGACCACGCUUGCACGAGGAGCCGCUGCAGCCACGCCAAAGAUGCCCACAAGCAAGAUGCCCACAGGCAAGCCCUCCUCGUUCCACCUCGUUAAGGAAAGAGUCGACGUUAGCUCAUCAUCGGCCGGCCUGGCGGCUCCCAGCAACCUGCACGUGUCCGAGGAGUCGUACGACCGGUUCCGUCUCUCCUGGGAGGUCCCUGGGGACUCCUCCGUGCUGGGAUUCCGCGUCGUGCACCGUCCCUCUGCGGGAGGCGAGGAGAAGGUGCUGUUGGUGGGAGCGGGCGUCAGCUCGGUGUUGCUGCAGGGCCUGCGCGCCGGCACGGAGUACAGUGCCCACGUGCACGCCACCUACAGCACGGGCGAGAGCGUCGGACUCACGGGGCUCGCACGCACACGGCACCUGGGCAUCAACCACCUCUUCGUGUACGAUGUGAGAGCCACGGGGUUCUGCGUCGAGUGGCAACCCCAGCGCGACGCCACUGCGUACCGCGUCGUGCUGCAGGAAGCUCUAGGCGGUCCCCAGCAGGACGUGACGCUGUCCUCCAGCGUGAACGCGCACUGCUACUACGAGCUGCUGCCUGGCACCGAGUACCGCGUCGGCGUCCACGCGCAGGUGCGGGAGGCGGAGGGCCCAGCCGUCAACGUCACGCAGCGGACACGCUCCGUGGUGACCGAGGCUCCCUACACGACGCCCAUCGGGGCUCCUCCCACCACCGCCCCGCAGCCUCGCGAAGAGUGCCGCUCGGCCCGCGCCGACCUCGUCUUCCUGGUGGACGGCUCGUGGAGCAUCGGGGACGACAACUUUCACAAGGUCAUGAGGUUCCUGGGCAGCCUGGCGGGCGCGCUGGAGAACAUCGGCCCGCACGGCACGCAGGUGGCCAUGGCCCAGUUCAGCGACGACGCGCGCACCGAGUUUAACCUCAACGUUCACCGCAGCCGGGAGUCUCUGCUCGACGGGAUCCGCAACGUCCGCUACAAGGGGGGCAACACUAAGACAGGCCGGGCCAUGAAGCACGCACGCACGGAGAUGUUCGUGUCGGAGUCUGGGAUGCGCCGCGGCGUUCCCAAGCUGCUCGUCGUCAUCACGGAUGGGCGCUCGCAGGACGAGGUGACGCGCAUUGCCAAGGACGUACAGCACGAGGGCUACAGCGUCUUCUCUAUCGGCAUCGCGGACGCCGACGUGGCAGAGCUGACGAACAUCGCGAGCCGGCCCAGUGAGCGGCACCGCUUCUUCGUCGACAGCUUCGACGAUUUCAGGAAAAUCGAGAACGAGCUCAUCGGCUUCAUGUGUGAAGCGGCCUCUGCAACCUGCCCUCCAGUCUACCUCAACGGAUACUCCGUGGCAGGCUUCAAGAUGAUGGAGGCAUUUGGGCUGGUGGACAAGCUGUACUCGUCCCUGAGCGGCGUGUCCAUGGAGCCCGGCUCCUUCAAUGCCUUCCCGGCAUUCCGCCUGCACAAGGACGCCAUGCUCUCUCAGGCCACCAGGGAGCUGCACCCCGAGGGGCUGCCGCAGGAGUACACGGUCUCGUUCAUGCUGCGCAUCCUGCCCGACACGUCGACGGAGCCGUUUAGCGUGUGGCAGGUGCUCGACAAGGACAGCUCCUCGCAGGCCGGCGUGCAGCUCGACGUCGGCGGUCGCACCCUCACCUACUUCACGGUGGAUGAGGAGGGGAAGCCCCAGUUCAUCUCGUUCGACGGCCCCGACGUGCAGAGGAUCUUCUUUGGCUCCUUCCACAAGGUGCACGUGACGGUGGCCAAGCAAAGUGUGCGCCUCUUCGUCGACUGCACGCUCAUCGCGGAGAAGCAGAGCCGCGUGCCGGGGAACGUGUCGCUUGAUGGCAGUGAAGUGCUAGGCCGGCUUGCGCGCUCCACACCCAGCGCGCCAAAGUCCGCCACGUUCCAGCUGCAGAUGUUCGAGAUCGUGUGCGGCACCACCUGGCCCGCCAAGGACAAGUGCUGCGAGCUGCCGGCGCUGAGAGACGAGGCGACGUGCCCCACGUUGCCGCUCGCCUGCUCCUGCGCCCAGGACAGCAAGGGGCCCCCCGGACCUCCAGGGCCCCCCGGAGGGACUGGCCCCAAGGGUCCGAGAGGAGAGAACGGCGGCAUCGGGCCCCAGGGGGCAAUGGGUCCACGGGGGGAGCAAGGACCCCCUGGCUCUCAGGGACAGCCUGGACCUCAAGGCCCCAAUGGAAUAUCAAUGGAGGGAGAGCCGGGCCGACCGGGUGAGAAGGGAGACCAGGGCCCGGCCGGACAUGCAGGGCCCAUGGGUCCCUCUGGCCCUCCCGGGCAGCAGGGCAGGGAGGGCUUGCAGGGCCCGCGGGGCCCUCCGGGGAAGGAAGGUGGACCUGGAUUGCCAGGUCAAGCGGGGCCCAUGGGCACGUCAGGAAACCCUGGACCCCCGGGGCCGAGCGGCAAACCUGGCUUCAACGGCGAGGGUGGACUUCAGGGCCCAGCAGGAACGAAAGGAGAAAAGGGAGAGAGGGGCGAUGCUCAGGGACAGAAUGUGGUGCGGAUGCUCGCGCGGCAGGUCUGCGAGCAGAUGAUCAACAGCCACAUCAGCCGAUUCAACAGCAUCAUAAACCAGAUCCCCAGCAACAACCACCACCAUGUCCGGGCCCUGCCGGGGCCCAAAGGGGAGGCGGGACGCCCAGGGCCCCCCGGGCCGCCUGGGGAGCCGGGGCCUCUGGGUCGCCCGGGUUUCCCAGGGUCCCCCGGUAUGCCUGGUCGCGGCGGGGAGAGAGGCCUCGCUGGAGAGAAGGGCGAGCGGGGAUCCACGGGCAUUGGAAGUUCAGGACUGCCCGGCCCUCAAGGUUCUCCAGGCUCCCCUGGAGAGGGUCGGCAGGGUUCUCCGGGCCCUGAGGGAAUGCGAGGGCCCCCGGGGCCUCCAGGCUCCUUCGGUUCGCCUGGGCUACGGGGCUCGCCGGGCCCCAACGGCUACUGCGACGCGUCGAUGUGCGGCGGCUACAACAUCGGAGGUGACCACAACUCCGAGGGAGGAGGAAGAGGAGGCCGCCAGCAGCCCGCGGCGCCGCCGCCGAGACGGGGCGACUCGCCCGGCGAGGAGGGCGGAGACGAGGGCGGCGAGGAGGACGCGGAGGAGGAGGAGGGGCGCUACGGGGACUACGCGGGGCCCUACGGCCACCACGAGGGCGCCUACGGGGACGCGGCGGACGGAGCAGCGGGGCUGGAUGAGGAGGAGCAGGUGCCGUCUCCCGGGAUGACUCGGUGGAUGGCUCGUUUCCGCCGCUCGCCACGAUAGCGCCCGCGACCGCGUGAUCUCGGUUAUGGCAGACACGGGAGUUCAUUAGCUGCACUGUGAUGAGUCGUCUUGCACCGCACAGCGCCUUCAGUUGCUGAGAGUUGCUCCUACCUCUCCCCUUCAACCGCCCCUACACUUCCACCUGCACCCUCUAGUCUCACUCUACUCCCCUCUACACUUCCACCUGCAUCCUCUAGUCUCACUCUACUCCCUUCUACACUCUCUCCGCUCCAGCCAUCACGGCUGUCUUGUCUUGAUUCGCCCAGUGGGAGGUCGCUCAUUCUCCUCUGCUGUCCAGAAGGCCUUGAGUUGUCUUCCCCCAGACACCCGUGCUGUCAACUCCCCCAAAGUCCGGAUAGAAUUCCCUCUUCUCCGUUCCUUGACCCCUCCCUGUCCAAUGGGUGCGCCCACCGCUUGUGCAGAGCGCUCGAUGUCCGGCUGCCUGCAGGUGCUGUUCGGAAUCACCCUCGGUGAGAUUCGCUGUCCUUCUGCCGUAGCCGACGUGACGAGUCUGCGGAAUCGCUCUCAGUUUUUAAUUUUACUUUUCGGGUGUUUUUAGUCUGCAGAGGAAACUUCAGCUUUGCCUCCGCCUGAGAGCGGCUGUGCUGUUUAUCCGGACUGUGUCGGGGUGUCACCUCGUGUUGUUGAUGUUCACGAGGGCACGAGUUCUUCAUUGGAGUGAAGUAACGCGCUCCGAAAUUGGGACUAAUUAAUCUCCAAACACGAGAUAGAGGGCGCCACCACCUUCCCGUUCACCAAUUACAAUAGAUUUGCUUACAAUGCAAAUCGAAGCCAUUAUUUCCAAUGUUUGCAAAUAACAACUUGACUAAUCACGUGGCAUGUGUAAGGAGAACACUUCUCGUUUACCCCACCCGCCUGAGAGAUUCAGAGAGGCCCAGGGAACCGCAGACGACACCGCAAGGCGGCAGCCAGAAGCUGCGCCGACCAACUUGUGUAGUCCUCGAUGUUUUAGGGUUGGCCAACUCCAGAAAUUAUGAUACGAUAUGCUCCCGUCACACUGAGGCUAAUAGAGUGAACAAGAUUUUUACAAUGGUGCUUACUAAUAAUGGUGUUAAAACACAGGGGAGGACAGGUAACUAAAAUUCCGUUAUUGUUUUAACAAUGAACUAAAUGUAAUAUGAGAUUAACUGUCGUGUUAUUUUCUCCAGGUCUCUGAGAUGAGCUCGUUUAACGCGUUUUCUAAAACACGGAGAUCUCCAAAAUCGUUUGGGUCGAACCUGUAGCAAAGUGAUUGCAGCAAAGUGAUUGUAGCAAAGUGAUUGUAGCAAAGUGAUUGUAGCAAAGUGAUUGCGCUUACCGGACCUGGCGCGCAGCGUCGUCUCCGUGUCUCUCCAGCCCAAGGGAUUCAGCGGUGCACAAGCACAGACAGCAACAACUCAACACAUUCACCAAUAAUACUCGCCUUGAAUGGAAAUUAAUAUACAAUAGGCGACAUUUUUGGCAAUGACACUAAUGCAUUGCAUAUUAAGAAGGGCUUUGGCCCAAAACGUUGCCUAUUUUAUGCAUAUAUUAUCCUGGUAAGGUGACGAAUGUGUUAAGUUUUUACGUCCACGGCUGAAGAAUAAUGUGGGGAAAUUACUAUUCUCGUGACGAUGAAGUCACGGUGUAAGCUGCGAGUGGCUUGGGGAGCGAGAGUUCUCCCAGGCAGGGCUAUGGGGCACCCACGGUGAUGGUGGUGACGAUGGCCGCGUGUACGGCCCUUGAGGGCGACCCCUGCAGCAGGACCACGGCUGCGUGAAGCCACUCGCCGUUCUCUGUGUGGGACCACGGACCUCUCUCUAUCAGCCCUGGCACUCCCAUUCACCUGCAUUCUGAGCCAGUUCCACAUCAGGGGCCGAAACGCAUCGCCCAUCCUUAGCAAUGGAGAAAUCCGCAUCGGCACGUCGUAGCUAAAGUCGGACGACUCGGAAGGUUGUCCAACACUUGUCCUGUGUUCUAAGUCUACCUCUUACACCUGAGCUGAAAUCUCAUCACAAAGUUCACAACUUGCCAUUGCGAGUGGUGGACGUUCUGAGAUCACGUUCCCUUGUUGGAACCGUGUGCACGUGUCCACAAGAGGACGGGUUUCUCAGUGGCGUGCGUUAUGAGAUGUGCUCAUGUUGUUAGACUAGCCCUGAUCAUUACCAGUCCGAGUACUGGCCGAUAGCGAUUAGCAUCUCAUAUCCAAUGUGAUCGCGCGCAUUCAGGGUGAUUUGGUGCGAAGCUGGGCCACUGCUUGCCCAGCUCAAGGGGGUUUCGUACCCGGUGCUUAUAAACGUGAGCAGAGAGACCUUGAGUGUCGCUGGUUGUUACUGAGCCACCUCUAAUAGUCCAGCAACCAGUCUUAAGUUAUUUCCUGCUCAUAAUAACGUUGGGGUGGUGCUCAUCUCCCGUUUAUAGCCCGAAGCCAGAGGGUGAAAUUCCAAAUUUCUAUGGCGGGGGCGAGUUCAUUCGCAUACAAAUCACUAUCCACCUCGGGGGGGGGGAUGGUCGUUUGAAUCGACUCUCAAUCAGGAUGUGAACUCACAACCUUCCUAUUGCAAGCCGAUAGCUCUACCUCUGUGCCACCUGGCCAGUUAAUUCAUUCUAAAGCCAAGGUCAACGUCUCUACAGAAUCAAUUGAGCAAUGGGACAACACAAUAUAUUCGCCAGGAUAGUGUUGGAAAUUCCACAUUGUCAUGGCGAGGGUCAAUUCAUCCUCGGGAUGACCCUUGCAGACGUCACACUCAAGUGAUAAUGACGUUAAUGACCGCCCCAUCACGAAAUUGAAAGGUCUGUAUGAUUACGGCACAGGUGUUCUCACUCGAGCAGCGGUUCUUAACUUUCACUGCAGCCUUUGGUUCUCAAUCGUAAAAAAAUAUAAUGUUAAUAAAUACAUACUUAGUUUUUUUUUAUAAAACAAAGGAAGUUGUUACUUUACAUGCCCGUGUUUAAUUUGUGUUUCGAUGAUUUACCUUCUAAACAAUUCUGACACGUCUCACACCCACCGAAAGGGCAUUCCACACCCCCAGGGUGUGCGUGCACUCCAGGUAAGAACCACGAGAGACAGGCAGAUGCACGUUGUAAACGUUCCGACAGACGCAUGCGUGUCAACUCGUGAUAUGCAACCCCCUGCUCAGCAAGGCUUAUCGCGUUCCUGGCUUGGAGAGGAAAACAAUGCCUCCGUCUCCUGCUGGACCAGAUUUCCACGAACGUAGAGAGGCAUUCUCAAUCAGCAGUUGAUCAGCAAAGUCCAUGAAUUUAAUUGGUCUAAUUAAACGCACUCUAACAUUGGUAUUCGUGACAACAACCGGUGUGACACAAGCCCGUUCAUCACCGCGUGAGAUGUUCACCGUAACAAGGAGAUUGUUCUUUGGUUCUUUCGGUUAAGUCACGUCUAAAGAUAAAAUAAUAUUAUUUUAUCUUUAGAUGUGACUUAACCGAAAGAACCAAAGAAUAAUUCCUGCAGUCACGAAAGCUCCAUAAUUAAGGAGAUUGUUGUCAUCAUUGGAUUGAUAUUUCCCACGGUCACUCUCGGCUUAGGUAGGCACAAAACCCAUCGAGAAAAGGGAGGGGAAACGACUGCUAAUUAGACCCUGACGUUUUAAAACCUGUUGGUUGAAUGACUAAUUGAAGUGUCCAUUCCGACCCAGAGGCCCAUUGCAGAUGCUCGACUUUUCUUUUUAAACUCAGGUACUCAGCGAAUACCCAAAACGUCAAGUAGCCAGCAACAAACAGCACUCUUAUCAGUCGUCAUUGAUAAGAGUGUGGCACGUUUGAGAAAGGUUAUUAUUGUCAAGGCUUGGGAAUUUAGACGACGGCAGGGAAUUCCAGAGUGGAGCAGAGCGAGUGAAGAAGCUGAAAAGUGAGGCGACCUGCAGUGUGGUGGGUGAGUUGGUGGGUGAGUUGGUGGGUGAGUGGGUGGGUGAGUGGGUGGUGUUGCGGUCGAUCGCGGUGCUGGCUACCCACCCCCUCGUGUGCCGUUCGGGCCUUCAAACAGCACUUUCCCCAACAGUCUGUUGAGGGCUAUUCGUGAGAUAUUCGUCUUCGUGUUGACCUGCAGUGUCGUGGUUGAACACAGUAUGAAUGAAACGAAACAGUCCGGUUAGAGCGACUGGCCGCACUGCCGGUACGCACGCGAAUUCGCAUUCACAGAGCUGCGAUGGAGGAGGAGGGUGACCGAGGAGGGUGACCCGGAAUGUGGACCGAGUUUGUUCAUCGCGUGCAGUGUAGCUGUGGGCCACGUGAUCUCUGCUUCACGCUCGCAAUUGCCCUUAACGUCACACUAAAGUAUCCGAAACCCCGAGUUGAUAUGAAGGUUAUUCCACGUAUGCGGGUUCAGCCCCACAUUUACAAUCUCCAGUGAGGUCAAGGGUUCAAAAGAAAAUGUGGAGUUCGCCAUUGUUGUCUGACGUGUUCUGAGAGCCGAAUUGUAAUAGCUGUGGAUUUUAGACUUUCAAAUCUCAUAUUCACGUAUAUUAUCUACGUGACUUUACCGAAAGAACUAAUAAUAUGAAUUCCUGCAGUCACGAAAGCUUGAAGUCCAAAUUUCAAAUCUCAAUUUACGUUUUAUUAUUCGAGCACCAUUCAGAUACCAGAUAGUGUGUAGGCCUAAGUUGACAAAUAGUAACGUUAAUAUUACGAUUAAUUUGAAAAAAUAUUUUUUCGAAUACUUGUACAGUAUCGUGAAUUUCAGCUUCCCCUCGAUCGGUUCUGUGCCCACGUUUUCUUCCCGAUGGCCAAUGCAGAGCAACUCAUCGAUAUUCCGUUGUAAGUGAGUUAGCCAUUCGAUUGCUUUGAGAGUUGGUGGAUUACAGACACUGCCACCCACUCACCUCCUCGCUUAACGCCUGCGCGUGUACAUUUGAGGCAGUGCGGAGUGACAUGGUGUGUGUGGUUUGGUGGUCGUGGUCACAGUCGCGCAAGGGAGAGAGUGACUCGUAUGCCAACUGAGCCUGCAGCGUUGGUGGGGAAUGUUUAUCUGGAGUAACUUACAAUUACCUCGCUAUCGUCGAACCCCUGUCGUGUUCUAUAAGACGCUGCUGAUGUGCCCAGACCUGUUACGGUCACUCCGCAUUGCGUGGCGCCAUGCACGUGCGCGGCUUGUGGAGAAUCAGAGCCCCUGGGGCGUGCAAGGGAGCGACGAGCAAGCUGCUCACCACGAUGGAUGUUGUUCCUCUUCAUUUUGUUACUGUUGAUUUUGCUUUACACUUGUUGAUUUGUGACGGUCGCCUCGAUGAAUAAACACUUAGGGGUCGCAUAGUU